Messenger RNA from Penicillium odoratum, 2868 nucleotides. Its product is annotated as tethering complex subunit PEP5. Gene Ontology annotation, biological process: vesicle-mediated transport; organelle fusion; endosome organization. The coding region runs from base 1 to 2868 and encodes 955 amino acids. NCBI's taxonomy places the organism in Eukaryota, Fungi, Ascomycota, Eurotiomycetes, Eurotiales, Aspergillaceae. Gene Ontology annotation, molecular function: protein binding; protein-macromolecule adaptor activity. The record is from RefSeq and is a predicted model, not a curated record. Gene Ontology annotation, cellular component: HOPS complex; endosome. The transcript has 9 exons.
AUGGCACUGACAUCAUGGAAAGCGUUCAACUUUAUCGACGUCUCCGCGGUGAGACUGCCCGACGAGAGCUCCGCGCUCUUCGGUAGUGACCUAUCUAGCCUCUGCACGGGAUCCGCAAACCUUUAUGUCGGAACAAUUGAUGGAUUCGUUUACAUCCUCUCCUCGUCCUUUCGCGUUGUGCGCUCGUUCAAGGCCCAUGAUGCCGGUUCGAUUACGCAUAUGAAGCAGAUCAAUGGAACCUCUUUACUUGUGACGGUGGCGGAGGACUUAUCGAACGAACCAGUUCUCAAGGUCUGGGCGCUGGAUACCGAGAGGAAGGAUGGUGCGCCGCAGUGUUUGUCGACAGUCUCGGUGCAAAAUGCUAGACGGCAGUUUCCGAUAUCCGCAUUCGCAGCUGUCGAUGAUCUCUCCCAGGUAGCCGUUGGCUUUGCGAACGGCUCUGUGACUAUCAUCCGCGGCGAUUUGAUCCACGAUCGGGGUGCGCGCCAACGGAUCGUCUUCGAAUCAGAUGAGCCGAUUACAGGAUUGGAAACCCAGGAUGGAGCGGUGACAGCGCUGUACAUUUCGACUACGAGUCGCAUUUUGACAUUGGUCAUCGCGGGCCGAGGACAAGGCCAGCCAGCUCGUGUCUUGGAGGAUACGGGGUGCGGGCUAGGAUGCAUGACGCUGGACCGGGAAAGCAGGGAUAUUCUCAUUGCCCGGGAGGAUGCAAUCUAUACGUAUGGCUCUCGAGGCCGAGGACCUAGCUAUGCAUUCGAGAGCCAGAAGACAUCUAUUAAGACGUUCCGUGAGUACGUGGCGCUGGUCUGUCCGCCUAAAGCUGGGACUUCCAAGUCGGAUCCCUUGCGCCGAUAUGGGGCCAACCCGGCAGCUGAGAUCUUUGGGACCACAACGUUUACGUUGCUGGACACGGAUCUCAAGUUCAUUGCGCAUAAUGAGACAUUGGCGUCGCCAAUGAGGCAGAUCUUCAUGGAGUGGGGGGAUCUAUAUCUUCUCACCACUGAUGGCAAGCUGUUUCGGUAUCGCGAGAAGAGCCUCCAGCAGAGACUGGAGAUUCUCUACGAGCGCAAUCUCUACAUCCUGGCCAUUAACCUUGCGCAAAACAUCGGCAUUGAUCCACUACAGCAGAAUGCCAUCUAUCGCAAAUACGGUGAUUUCUUGUACCAGCGUGGGGAUUAUGACACUGCUAUGCAACAAUAUCUUCGGGCAAUUGACAACACUGAGCCGUCUCAGGUUAUCCGCAAGUACCUGGACACCCAGCGGAUUCAUAACUUGAUCGAGUAUUUGGAAGAGCUACACGACCAUGGCCGAGCUACGGUCGACCACACCACACUUCUUUUGAACUGCUACGCCAAGUUAAAAGAUACAACUAAACUAGACUCCUUCAUCAAGGCUCCCGGUGAGCUGAAAUUUGAUCUAGAGACUGCUAUCGCCAUGUGUCGGCAGGGCGGUUACUUCGAGCAGGCAGCGUACCUUGCGACUAAACAUAGCGAAAACGACAUGGUGGUUGAUAUUCUGAUUGAGGAUUCUAAGAAGUACGCGGAGGCGGUUGAGUACAUAUGGCGAUUAGAGCCUGAAGCGGCCUAUCAUAAUCUCAUGAAAUAUGCCCGCGUGUUAUUGACCCACUGCCCGGAGCAAACGACAGAGCUCUUCAAAACUUACUACACUGGCCAGUAUCGACCUCGAACACAAGUGGAAAUGCCCGCCGAGCCCCAAGCUCAGCCAACAAGCACUCUUCAAAGUCUUGCUGGAAUGCUGCCGCUGCGCUAUAUGACCGGCGGGUCUGGAUUGCAAGCUUCAGCCACUGUAUCAGAGCCUGUUACGAAGGAAGAACCGGUCACUGACCCCGUUCCUGAAUACGAGAUCCCGAAACCACGAACAGCGUUUUCUGCUUUCGUAGAUCACCCCCAGGAAUUUAUAGACUUUCUGGAAACACUUGGGCAGCAGUCUGGACUGACCAAAGAAGCCAAGAUUGAUCUUUUCACCACCUUGUUUGAGAUGUACUUGGAUACUGCCAAGGGGAAGAAAGACGUGGCCGAGAAGCAAGAAUGGGAGACCAAGGCUAAGAAGCUGAUUGAAGGCAAGGAUAUACCAAUCUCAACAUCCAAUGUCCUGCUUCUCUCUGAUUUGUCGAAUUUCCGCGAGGGAUCUACGCUUGUGCGUGAGCAAGAAGGUUUGCGUUUGGACAUAUUCCGGUCGUUUACUUCGGCCAAAGACACCCAAGGUGCCAUCAAAGCGUUGCGACGAUAUGGACCCGAUGAGCCCCAGCUUUACAUCGAUGCCUUGACAUAUUUCGCCUCUAGCCCCGCCAUCCUCGAAGAGGCUGGCGACGAGCUGGACGUCGUCCUGCGACGCAUUGAUGAAGAUGGCCUACUUUCUCCAUUACAGGUUAUACAAGCCCUCAGCAACAACGCUGUUGUCACAAUGGGCCGAGUAAAGAAGUACCUUAGCGACAAUAUUGAACGAGAACGCAAGGACAUCUCCACGAAUCGCCGCCUCAUCGCCAGCUACAAAUCCGAAACUGCCACGAAACAACAAGAACUCGAAUCCCUCGCUACUCAACCUGUGGUCUUCCAAUCUCGCCGCUGCCAAUCCUGUGGCGGUACUCUCGAUCUUCCAACCGUGCAUUUCCUCUGCAAGCACUCUUUCCACGAACGCUGUCUCAAUCGCGUCGAGGAUGAUGCUCAAUGUCCCGUUUGUGCCCCCAGCAAUGCUACCCUCCGUGCCAUUCGUCAGCGACAGGUUGAAACUGCCGAUCAGCACGACCUGUUCAAGGCUGAGCUACAACGCUCGAGGGAUGGGUUUGGAGUUGUAAGCGAGUUUUUCGGGAGAGGGGUUAUGAGGCCUCAGACUACGAUGGAUGCAUGA